Molecule: messenger RNA, 1156 nt
Organism: Phytophthora infestans T30-4
Lineage: Eukaryota; Oomycota; Peronosporomycetes; Peronosporales; Peronosporaceae
Exons: 3
Coding region: 89-1156 (355 amino acids)
Source: RefSeq, a predicted model, not a curated record
AAGAGCUCACUCUUGAGUCAACCGACACUCCUGGUUUUGCCCGAUCGGCGAUUCAUCAAUCCUGGCCGUCUCGUUUUCUGCCAUUGCCAUGAAAAUCGCCGAGCUACUCAACGGGCCUGCGGCCACGACACGUCGACACGCCGAGAAGCGGAUGGACAUGGCAUCGCUUGACCUCUUCACUCAAAAACGCAAACAUCGACCAGAGCUUUCUAUGACUGGCAUCAUCCAGGCCCUAGCCGAUAAGACUACCGGCAUCAACGACUCACUUGCUCCAGGUCUCCCCACGGUCUCCGCUGCGGAGGAGACACGACCCAGUGAACUCGAGGGUGAAAUUGCAAUAAAUCCCAAGGCAAAAAGUGCAAAACCCGAAAAAAGUGAAGACUCUGGCGCAGAAGAAACGAAAAGAAGGAGAAGACGGAGCCGCAAUGGGUUUACGCCACUCACCGAGUCGGAGAAAAGAGUGAAGCAGAGAAUGUUGGUCAAACGAUCAUACUACCGCAAAAUUGACACAUUAGUGGAGCUCCGCCAUGAGAUGGAAACACUAGAAACCAAGUGUAGAGAAGCAAUUAUCUCUCGACGUCCGAUACAGUCGCCAGUUUCCAAACCGCAAGACGAAGAGCAACGCUGCGAACAGCUUCGUGAAAGAUACACGCAACUAGCCAUCACACAGGAAGAAUUACGCCACGAGAACGAACAACUACGUCUUGAAGCCAUGGAACAGUCGAAAGCGCGUACACGUAUUGGUAUUCUACUGAACGAAGAGCUUCAAGAGCAACUAGAGACACGUGAAAAGGGAGAAUCCCUGGGUUUAUCGCCUUGGUCUUGUGGCGAACAUCGUGCUGCAACUCCGACUUUAAACACUGAAAACUCCAGUCAAGAAAGAAAACCCAAGCCUGUCCUACACUUCACUCCCAUCACCGAGGACGAGUGUAUUACUAUUGUACGUGAAGCCUACACUGCCGUUCGAGCAUUCGCCGAUAAGCAACACUACGAUAGCACAGGCGCCAGUGUCUUUGGCUGGCGUGACAGACGUCAAGUGGACGGCAACACGAUGCGUUUCUUCCUUGAAAAAACAUUUGAAAAUUUCACCGCAAACGAAAUUUCCAGUCGGAUGUGGGACUUGGUGUCCUCAGAACAUGGCGUGAACCGCAUCUAG